This is a messenger RNA of Catharus ustulatus (Swainson's thrush), 11329 nucleotides long. It is a transcript of the gene ANKH, whose product is annotated as ANKH inorganic pyrophosphate transport regulator. NCBI's taxonomy places the organism in Eukaryota, Metazoa, Chordata, Aves, Passeriformes, Turdidae. Gene Ontology annotation, cellular component: membrane. The coding region runs from base 468 to 1949 and encodes 493 amino acids. Gene Ontology annotation, biological process: phosphate ion transmembrane transport. The transcript is spliced from 12 exons. The record is from RefSeq and is a predicted model, not a curated record. Gene Ontology annotation, molecular function: phosphate transmembrane transporter activity.
CGGCCCGGCCCUUCCCCUGGCCCCCGCGCCCCGAGGAUGGCAGCGCUGCCCGCACGAGUGGCUGGCGGCGGUGUCCCUCCUCUUUUUUUUUCCGGCAGCGGCGGUGGCGGCGGCAGCAGCGGCGGCAGAUCAUUGUUGUGUGGGAGGAGGGCGGCGGGGAUGGACUUGAUCUCUCGGGUCUCCUGCUAAGGCGGCAGCACAGCGCGCCCCGCCGCCCAGCCAGCGCCGCGCCGGGCAGGGAGGGACCGGCCCGGCCCCCCUCCCGCUCUCCGGCUCUUUAUUUUUAGGGGGCUCUGCUGCUCCUCUCCCUCUCCCUUAUCUCCCCCCCACCCCCUCCCCGCCCGCACACACGCACAGGGACACGCACGCACCCUCCUCCGGUGCCCUUUCAUCCUUCCCCCCCUCCGUCCUCCCGCGCCGUCUCCUGCCGCGGCAGAUGCGCCGCGGGUCACCGCGCAGCUGGGACUAUGGUGAAAUUUCCAGCGCUCACUAACUACUGGCCCCUGAUCCGGUUCCUGGUCCCUCUCGGCAUCACCAACAUCGCCAUCGACUUCGGGGAGCAGGCCUUAAAUAGGGGCAUCGCUGCUGUCAAGGAAGAUGCUGUGGAAAUGUUGGCCAGCUAUGGGCUGGCAUACUCCCUGAUGAAGUUCUUCACGGGUCCGAUGAGUGACUUCAAAAAUGUAGGUCUGGUGUUUGUGAACAGCAAGAGAGACAGGACCAAAGCAGUUUUGUGCAUGGUUGUGGCUGGCGCUGUAGCUGCUGUAUUUCAUACUUUAAUAGCAUAUAGUGAUUUGGGGUAUUACAUUAUUAAUAAACUGCACCAUGUGGAUGAAUCAGUGGGAAGUAAAACUCGGAGGGCCUUCCUUUAUCUUGCUGCCUUCCCUUUUAUGGAUGCCAUGGCAUGGACCCAUGCUGGGAUUCUGCUGAAACACAAGUACAGUUUCCUAGUGGGAUGUGCCUCCAUCUCAGAUGUCAUAGCUCAGGUUGUUUUUGUAGCCAUUUUGCUUCACAGUCACUUGGAGUGCAGGGAGCCUCUCUUGAUCCCAAUCUUGUCCUUAUACAUGGGAGCACUUGUUCGAUGUACCACGCUCUGCCUUGGAUACUACAGGAACAUACAUGAUGUUAUUCCUGACAGAAGUGGGCCUGAAAUGGGGGGAGAAGCUACAAUAAGGAAGAUGCUGAGUUUCUGGUGGCCUUUGGCAUUAAUUUUGGCAACUCAGCGAAUAAGUAGGCCCAUUGUCAACCUCUUUGUCUCCCGGGACCUAGGUGGCAGUUCUGCAGCCACAGAGGCAGUGGCGAUUUUGACAGCUACGUAUCCUGUGGGACACAUGCCCUAUGGCUGGCUGACAGAGAUCAGAGCUGUAUACCCUGCUUUUGACAAGAAUAACCCCAGCAAUAAACUGGUGAACACCAACAGCACCGUCACAGCGACACAUAUCAAGAAGUUCACUUUUGUUUGCAUGGCAUUGUCCUUAACGCUCUGUUUUGUGAUGUUUUGGACGCCAAAUGUGUCAGAGAAGAUUUUAGUUGACAUAAUUGGAGUAGACUUCGCUUUUGCAGAGCUGUGUGUCGUUCCUUUGCGCAUCUUCUCCUUUUUUCCACUUCCAGUGACUGUCAGAGCACACUUGACUGGUUGGCUGAUGACUCUGAAGAAGACAUUUGUGUUGGCACCCAGCUCAGUGCUGCGGAUUAUUGUCCUCAUCACCAGUCUCAUCGUGCUGCCUUACUUAGGAGUUCAUGGAGCCACUCUUGGAGUAGGAUCCCUUCUCGCUGGUUUUGUAGGAGAAUCCACCAUGGUUGCAAUAGCGGCCUGUUAUGUCUAUAGGAAACAGAAAAAGAAGAGGAAUGAGAAUGAGACAGCUGCAGAAGGUGAAGACUCUGCAAUGACCGACAUGCCUCACACGGAGGAAAUGACAGACAUCGUAGAAAUGAGAGAAGAGAAUGAAUAAUGGGAUGCAAUUGUUCUCUGCAGGGACGAUUGGAGUGACGCUUUAGCAUCUUGUCGUCUCUCAUACUUUUUUGUUUGUUCGUUUUUAUUUUUGUAAUAAAGAGGCCUUGAUUUAAAAGGUUUCAGAUAAAUUCUCUAGCAUACUGAGUAUGCUCUCACUGAUGAGGGACCUAAAAAGAGGUCUUUGCUUCUUUUUUUUUUUUUUUUUCCUUCCCAAUUGAAUUUUUUUUUCUCACUCCAUGCAAGCAUAAAAGAUACAAUUGCAUCGCUGUAGAGUCUUCCUUACUUAUGCAUCCACCUUCUCUGGACAAUCUGCAUUUGUCAACCAAAGCCCUGUUCCUGUGCGCCUGUGUGUGUGUGGAUCUCGCACACGCACACCGCCAUGUGCCACUGGCUCAAUGCUACUGCCAUAACCCCACUCCCUCUCCUCUCUCCUUUUCCUUCCUUUUCUUCAUGAGAAAUGGAAAAGAAGUUUGGAAUACAGAGCUUUAUUUUACUUGCUUGAAAAUGACUUUGCUACAUAAACUAAUAUACUAUGGUGAACUUUAUCUUUUUGUUUGGCCUCAUCACUAGAGCUUAUACUGCACAGGGUACAAGACAGGGAGGAAUGUGGGAGUCUCCCCAUAAAAAAGCGGAGAAAAACAGGUUCCUCUCUCAUGUUGAAAGUGUGUGGAUGUGUAUAUACACACACAGGUACAUGAACAGAGACAUACAUAUAUAUAUUUAUAUAUAUAUGCAUAUGAUAAAAUACAUACAGGACAAGAACUCUAUUUAGCUUUCAUUCCAUCUGAAGGAUAGUAAUCUUUUGAAAAAUAUAAACAUUUAAUUCAGAAUUUUCUUAAAUCAUUAAGUCCCACCUUACAUAUAAUUUUCUUUAGGAAAAAAAACAUGCACUUUCCUCUUGUGAAGAGGGUGAUGGCAACUGAUAGACUUUGACUGUAUUUGAAUAAGACAAAAAUAAAUAUUGACAAGCUUUACCAAAGUUCUUGUCCACUGAUCUAACUUUAAUUUUUAAAGGUUGUUUUGUUCUCUAUAAUUAUUUCUGGUGCCUCUAUAUUGGAAAAGAAUAAGAUCAGAUGAUGAAUGCAGGAUACCAUUCUAGAUAACAUUACUACACAUGAAAUUUUUUAUAUAGAGAUGUACACAUACUCUCAUGUGUGUGCAUGUGUACAUAUACUUCUAUACACAUGCACACACACACACAAAUGUAUGUUUUGCUAUAAUGUAUUUACCUAUGCAGUAGAUCAAAAUCCAUAUGGCGAAGCUCAAGUACUGAUGCUGAGAAUGAGGGACUUUGAUGAUCUGUUGGCUCUCAGGGCAGCGUUGUGUGGGAGCGAGGAGCCGUUCACAUCACAGCCCUGCGUAACUGUGCGCUCCACAUGCUUGUGGCUGGAGUGCGCCUUAAAUAACAGUGUGAGGUCGGGUGGGAGACUCAGGUUGGGUGGAAAUGAACCCUGUGAAAGAGGUGAGGGAAGCAGGGAGGUUUUGGGAGUCACCUAUGCUGCUGUGGCAGCAGUUUGUGUUUUUGUGCUCUUCUGUGUUUGGCUGCGGGGCAGCACUUGUUACUGGUCUGUCGUAGCUUGGAUCCUUUCAGAUUUAAUCAUGUCAGAGUCUGGAAACCAUUAUCCUCCAUCCUAUAUCCAUAAAUCAGUUAAUUUAAACCUUAUUUAGUAAAAGUAUAUUUUUCUAAGUUGUGGAAAUUAUUAUUUAAUUGUGGACAAAUUCUGUUUCUAGAUUUAUUUACCAGGUAGUCCCAGCAGUCAGAGAACUGAUCAAAACUAAACAUUACGUUAAAUGUUUUAUCAGUAUAUGUGUAUGUAGACAUACACACGUGUAUAAAUAUAUAUAUAUUGUAUAUUAUGUACAUUUAUUUUAGACUACCAUACGUUUCCUAUUUUUCCAAGCUCAGCUAAAAAUGUCUCUACAAAACUACUGAGUUGACUAGUAACCAGUUAUGGCCAUCAUGAAAAGCAUUGUAUCAAUGAACUUUAUGUUUUAUUGGAAAGAUUUGUACUAAUUUGUUACAUGUGCAAAUAUAAUAAGAAAAAAAUGUAGAAAUUACUGUGUUAACUGAUAGAUUUGCAAAAUCAGUUUACUGUUAAUGAGCAGUAGCACUAGGAGGGUAAGACUAAAACCAUGUUUGCUGUGUCACCACAGAGUAAAUACUUUUUGACAGUAGUUUAAAACAAAUUCUUUUUUUAAAACCCUCAGACAAAUUAAUGUGUACAGGAUGUAGACUGUACACAUUCAUGAAUAUAGAUUCUCAAACAGUCAUAUGUAUAUAAUGUGUAUAUAGAUAGUUACAGGUCACAGUGGCCAUUUGAGGUCUCCUCUAUUCAUGUAGUUUUGAUUUCUUCAGUACAUUUGUCUCCAAGUCCACAAGAUGCAGUUUUUCAGGAACUGUAGAGAUGAAGCAGGAAAAUAUUUUUGUGUAAUAUUUCUUUUGGUACAUGAUUAAAAUUCAAACAGCAGUAUUUUUGAAGAAUUUUGAGCAUUACCAGUGUCUGUUUCAAGGUAAUGAUUGCACCCAAAAGUAAAAAUCUGAAAACAAAGGGUAACACUGAGGCUCAUAUUUUAGAUAAAAUAUGAACAAUUAUAAAAAAAUUAAUUAUUGGUCAUACAGAGCUAAAUUAAUGGUACUAUAAAAGAUAAAAUUUCAAUUGUGUGUGUAAUACUUACUAGUCUUUUACUUUGCAAGAUACUGAAUGAGCACAGGAGUGGUGGGAUUUGGGCCAGAAUUGAAGCAGUGACUUAAGGACAUGUGCAUUGCAUCUCUUUCUACUUCCUGCAGGUCAUGUAUUUCUUUACAUUUCUCUGCUGGAUGAACAAAAUGUGAUGACAUUUCUGCAGGGAGGGGUCCUAGCCAGCCCCUUGUGCUGGCCCAGGUGCUCGCUGGUGGGCAGACAGGGUGUUCAGCCAGGAGGGAGCUCUCCCUCUGUCCCGUGCAGACACUGGGCUUGCUUCUGAGACUGCUGCUCCCUUUUAGUGGCAAAUUGAGCUGGGCUGGUGAAGCAGCCAGUGUGAUGGGCUGCAAGAGGGGAGGGGGCAGACAUCCUCUGUGGCCAAAGUCCCAGUCAGAGCAUCACCCAUAGUGUCUCUAUCAGGUAGAUGCUGGUAGUACAUGCCCUGUCCUGCACUUCUUCCUUUCAUAAAGUUCUUCCUUGAGUUCUAGUAAAAUGGCUUAGCUGUGUCUCUCUUGUGCUGUUGCUUAUGAAAUGGCUGUCUAUCUCUGUGGUAAUUAUUCUGCAAUAGAAACCAUCCUGUGUCUGUGUCAGAGGGCUAGGGCACCGUCAUCUCAAUGAAUUCAUGUGGAGACCUGGCCUUUCCAGACUGAUUUACACAAUGGAAGUUACAAUAAAAAGAGAAGGAGAGUUGAUCUGCAUCUUGUACUGCAGAGCAGCUCACACAGUGGGAAAUAGGAGCAGAACACCAAUAAUCUGUGGAUUAACGUUCCCCGGCUUUUAACAAGUACAUAAAGUUGUGUUAAUGUGUCUUGAGCUUUCCUUUUCCAGAGCUAAGAGAAAACACGGCAGGUUUUUCCCCCUGCCUGCGCAGAGCAGGCUGUCACGCCCAGGCAGCACUCGAUGGACAGAGCUCUGCAUUUCCCAGCAGUGCCCGCAGCCCUUGGGGUGCAGCCGCGGUUUCCCAGCCCCGCUCCCGUCCCCUCUGGCACGGCCGCUCCAGGCAGGAGGGCUCAGUCCCGCUUCUUUAGAUAGAGCCGCCCUAAGUGAGAGCACUGGGUAAGUAACAGAGAAGUCUUUUUGUUUUCUACUCAUUCUGCUGCGAAGUUUUUCCUUUGAGCAGGAGGUUUAUGUCUGGCUCUCGCUCGGUGUUUGGCCGAAUUGCAGGCAGAGAGAAGCAGCCCCAGACGGAGGCUGCCUGAUGAAUGCGGCUUUUUCAGGGCGGGCCACGGCCCUGGAACAGAAACCUUUUGAAGGCAGGAGCGCCUUCUUUUGUGGGAUGGCGCCUCGUGCUUCAAAAGAAGGGAGAAAGGACGCUUUCAGAGCUGGGCAGCCAGAGGCGUCGGGCAGAUUUUGUGUUGGGCUGCAAGGUGGCAGGGGGAGCGGAGCAUCCUGCAGUUCCAGCAUCCCAGCCCCGCCGCUGGCGGAGCGCAGGACAGGGUGGGCAUGGCCGGGCGGCAGGACGGGCUCCGCCUCUCCCCGAGGGCUGCGGCUGUGGCAGUGCUGGCAGAGGCUGGAGUGCAGCUGGUUUGUUCCUGGGGCCUGUGGCAGCAACCCUUGGAAAGCCGCGCACACGUGUACGGGGGUGCAUAGGACAGUGCUGCGCAGGCAAGUUUGUUAAUGACCUUUGAACAGUUCUUGGAACAAGGGUUCAAGUCUAAACAUGAUCUCAAUGUGGGACUAAUACUAAGCCAUUUUUUUAAAAUUGCAAUUUAAGCUACAUGAAAGAGUAAAUGAAACAGCAGACCUUAUACCAUUAGACUGCAUGACUUACAUUAGUGAGCUGGAAUUGGAGAGAAAGAGGACGUUGUAAUCUUACAGAUAUUGUAUAUCCCUCCUAAAUGGUGUGGAGGUGAGGGAAUCAGAGGGCAGAAAACACUAUUUCCCUUUCAGCUGCCCUGAAGAGGGACUGAAGGAUGAGGAGCAGUGUAUCCAUAUAACAUCACUUCUAAGAAUGUUGGUUUCCCAGUAGAGGAGCCUUCAGAGACAGGAGUAUGAAACAUCUUCGAUGAUGAUUCAAGCAGAAAUUAAACAGUGUGCAGGUUUUAUAAUAUGUAGUAAGGAGGCACAACUUGUCUUCCAGUUUCUGAGUAGCUGACAGGGCUGCAUUGGGGAAAUGUCACUUAAGUAUUGAUAAAGCAUGACAAAAUUAUCACAAUUGUAGUAGCAAAUUGGCAUGUUCCAAAUACCAGUUUAACCAUAAAAUGUUAGGAUUCCCUUCCCUUGUUCAUGUUUGGCUUUCUACUAGAGUACAGCAAACUAUCUAUUUUGAAGGGAAUAAGGUCUUGUAGAGGGGUUACAAUGCAGAACAGGCUGUGGGUGCUUGUGGCAGAGUCCCAGGUGGGAAGAGGAGCUCCGAAUUCAUUCUGUGCCCUGCAACACACGGUAUAGCAGCCUGGCAGCAUCAUGAAACCAGGCAGAAUUGUCAGCUUAGCAACAGGUUGGGUCCAAGCGUGGUCGCAAGCUGCAGCAGCCCUGCAGUGCAGCGGGAGGGCAUGGGAUGCAGGGUAGCCCUGGCUCCAGGCUCAGGCAGCUUGUGUGGAUUUGCUUUGGAGAGCCAAGUUCAGUUGUCAGUGCAUAGAUGCAAUCCUCAGCAAAACCACUGCCAGACUUCUCAGUAAUUGGCACCUUCUGAACAAAAAGGCUACAGACAAAAUACGGGGGCAGAGAGAUUGAGCUUUAGGCUCGGCUUGGAGCAGAGACUUGCACAGAAGGGCAUUUUGGCUGCAGCUCCCUGCAAAUUAAUUGUAGGGUUAGAGAGUGAGCUUCAGCCUCAGCAUUUCAUAACCGUGACAUCCAAUCCAUCUCAGUAAAACAGAAGAAUGGAGUAUAUUUCUAGAUGUUCUUUUGUCUAUAAUCCUGAGUGGAAACUUUUCCUUAGUUUUACCAAAUCUUGUCACUGCUCAAAUCGAUUUAUUAGUUUUUCCUCAUUAUUUUCUGUCAUUCCGAGUUCAGUGUCUUCAGACAUUUCCUCAUUUUCUUCUGAAGGUUCCUGCUAGGCUUAUUUUGUCUGUUGGCAUUUUGAGAAGGAAAAUGUAAUCGUCAUGCUGACUGAAUGUCAACUAAUGCUGUGAUUAAAAAGUAGCUUACAAUAAAACUCUUCUUUGAUGGACUGUUUUUUACUUCACAUUCGCUAAGCUGAAAAGGACAACCAGGAAGUAGAAGGAAUUGGGGGACAUCUUUGUCUAAAAUCAAGAAUUAAAUUAGUUAAUUCAAGUUAAAUGAGUUAAUUCAAGUUGAUUUCUUAAGUCCAGCCACCUUGAGACUUCGUAGUGAAAACCUUUACCCAGACUUUUCCAGCAAAGUUAGUGCAUCCCCAGAGCAGCACAGAAUAGUUUGAGGCAUGCAGGUUUUGUAUAUUUCACAACUGAAUGUAUAACAAUGAGUUGAAAAGCCUGAUUAACGGGGGGAAUCCAUUAGGUUUAAAAUUAAUCUGGACAUGAGCAGCCUGGUCCAGUAUCAAAGGUGGCCCUGCUUUGAAUGGAGGAGGACUUUGCAAGAAAACUGCCUGCAAUCCCCUUACAACUUAAAUUGUUCUCUGAGUCAACCAGGAGCCUAGAGAGGUCCAUUCAUCUUAAAGGACUUAAGAUUGCUUGCCUUAUUUUAGGCUUUUGGUUUAGAAUUGAGAGACAGUGCCUAGUAGAGGUCUACAAUGUAGAUAUGUGAGCAAAAAUGUUGAGCUGCACAGAUUGUUUUGCUGAUGACAUAACUUUGGUAUUGCAGAGCCAGAUUUACAGUACCCUCCCACCCUCUGGGAGCCCACAACAAGAGCAAAGCAAAAACAAGCUAUUGUAUCUGCAAAUAAAGUAUUUGAGUACUGUUGUGCACUUCUCCCCAUUAACUCUCUAAGCAAAACUGCCUGGAAACAGCAAGCAAUUGCACUUAUUGCCUGCUUCCUCCCACCUCUCUUCAUGUGCAUCAUUCAGCAUUUAAAAAAAAAGCUACCCUUUCUCCUAACUCCCCUUUGUAAUCAAGGUAAUGCAUAAUAAAUACUUACAUUUACAUAACAGAAUGGCUUGGCCUAUCUGCAAAUGAGAGCAUAUAAAUCCCCUCUUAGGAAAGGAUGCAAAAAUUGGGACAGCAGCUUUAUCCAUAAUUCAGCAAAAAAAAACCCCACAACAGAAAUGCAAAGAAAAGAUUGCAGAACUAAAAAAAAAAAACAUUUCAUUAACUUUUAAGAAGACUACUGCAUGGGUGGCAAGUAAGGUGUAUGUACACAUGCAGAAAACAGCAGAGCUUGGAACUAAUGUUCAUUCCUCAAUUUUGUUGUUUGAUCUUCAAAACAAAUAUAACUCUACUUUUGUGUCUAUUAUAUUAAGCUAUAAUGAAACAAUAGGAAGGCUAUAGGCAAUAAUCUAACUGGUUACUUAGAUCAACUGAUUUUAUCCACCAAGUUUACGAGCACCACAAACUGCAAAAGCAAAAUCUCAAAAAAAAGUAAAGGAUAUCUAUUUUUGUAGAUGACAAUUCCUUGCUUAUUACAUCAACACUUUUCACUUGGCUCAAUAAAAUUAUUUGCAAUAUCUUUGUAUUUUUAAAAAGCACCGGAUGCAAGGCUUAACCUGUGUUUUCAAAUGGCAGAGACAGCUCCCAGAAUCAUAAAGGCAAUCAAGCUCAAAUCAUGUCAGGUUUUGAUCUCUCAUAAUAUUGCUCUGUCUGCUCUCUUAUUUUAGAGAAUUUAGGUUAUUUUGUGGUGUUACUGCCUCCGCUUUAGUUUAGUGAAGCCAAACACCUAUGGAGGGUUUGUGAUAAGAGACUUGAAUUUGGGAUUGCAGGUAGUGUCAAAGCCCGCUGAACUGCUUGUGCUGUUUGGCAGGGCAUUUUACCACCACAGGCCACAGAAAUUCAAAGUGGACUUGACUCUCUAUGGUGGAAUGGCUGAAACGCAUUUCAUGGGGUUUGGCAGAACAGUUUAGCAGCAUUCCCUUUGAGAAAGACUUGUUUCACCUACAUGGGACAGGAAGCUUCUGAGGAGGAGCAUAUGUGAGUGUAGAGGAGGGAGUGUGUGUAUGUGGACAGACAGGUGGCUGCAAAUGAACGAGCUGAAGUGUCUUUUGCAAGCAUCCUGCACCGUGUCAGGACCAUACUGGUGGGCAAAGAGAGCAACGAGUCCUUCAUUUAUCAUCAUUAGUGAAAGUUUCUCUGGCAUUUAAAGGUUACUGGGCAUCUUAGUAGACCCUAGUUACUAGAGAAACACAAACUCUCUAGUGCCAGAAGCACAACAGAGAGCAAACUUUUGGUUGCACCUUUUGCAGUGGAGAAGCCAGGGUCGCACAGCCUGCUCUCUCCAUCUUUGCAGACUCGAGCAGGGCCAGCCACAAGGGAACUCUAGAAGGAAACUACAAACACUGAGCAAAACCUAAAGUACAGAUCAGCAGCUGAGAACUGCUUUGUCUUCAUGGCAGGAAGUCAUCAUGGAGGGAAACAAACUCUGUAGUGGUAACUCCCAGGAAGUCUCAGUUCUGAUGCAGUUUCUGAACUGCAGUUUCAGAAACCUCUGACCAUAUUGUACGAGGUCGGACUGAAGCAUUUGUAACAUGAUAUUGCAAGGACAGAAAGUUCUCCAGUCUCAGAGGGGUGCUGUAUGGAUAACAUUCACUAAUGCUGGUGAAAGAUGCUUGGAUACUACAGGGAGCGGUGUCACGGAAAUGCCUAAAAACUGAAUUCAUAUUUGCAUGUUCUAAUUGUGCCUUUGGGUUCUCUAAAAUUGACUUGUUUUUAGUUUUACAGAAAUACUUUUAGAAUUGAGAGUGAGAAGUAGUGUCUGGAAGCAGCAUCCUAAUUAAAAAAAACAACCCAAAAUCUGAAGACUCUUGCACAGGAGAGAGGGCAAAGGAAGUUUGGGAGCCUCAUCUUUUCCCAGCCUGGCCUUCUAACCAUGGAUUAUUCUGCAGGACAGCAUUUUGUUCUGUACUCAGCAGGCCAACAGUGCUGAAAGAGACAGAAGUAGUAGCUAGCCACACUUUGCCAAAGUUGCCCUGGGAUUAAGGUCAAUUAUCUAUCAACAGAUUUCUGUAGAGAAAAGGCCCCAUUUUUCAGUGUGUUCCUAUAAUUUGAAGGUAAAUCUGAGAACUGGGGAAAUGUAUAUUUCACCUGAGAGAUACCAGUGCGUUUUCAUUUCUUUCAGACAAUCUUUCAGCAUCAGCAUCAGAUUCUUUCUUAGGAUAAAGGUGUCUUUAUGCAAAGCAGUGUGCCUAAUAGCUAUUCUCAACUACUUAAACAAGUCAAUUUUGUAAUAAGGACUGUAGGUGUCAAGCCAGAGCACUGUUUGGAACUACAGUACAGGGAUCCUAGAUUUUAAAUGAAAUGUUACCUCAUGCAUCAUUUUCUAUCAUACUUCUAGAAUUCCAGUUUGUUUAUCUCAAAAUAAAUAUUGCUUUCUGUAAUUUGUACACAUGCUAAAGCUGCUGGUUUCUUUUUUUAAUGAAUGUUUUGCUUUGCUUAAACAUGUGGGAUUUCUUUAAACAAAAAUGAAGGUUAAAACUUUGUACAUUUUUAAAAUGACUGCUAAGGUCAGAAGUAAAAAAGUAUAUGUUGCAUUAAAACUGAGUGCUGUUUAUGUAUUUAACAUAGAUGUACGUUUUUGCAUUGUUAAAAAGAAUGAUCCAUGCUUUCUUUGAGGGGGAUCUGUGCUCCAAUAUUGUCCAAUAGCUUUCAUAUUCUAAUUACUUUAAUUAAAGUUCUAACAGUUUGCAUAUGA